GCGUAAACGCCUUCACAACGAUGUCGAAAGACUUUGACAACACCGAAGACGGCGCCGCAGGUCUUUGUCUCACCAUCAAGUAUUGUUGUUGGCAGAACAGGGAAGACCCACAGAACGGGUUCAACGUUGGCCUAGGAAUCGCAAAACUCUAGGAAUACCACCACCAAACGACGAGGAAGAUGGCGCCCUCGCAGCCCAUGCCGCUUCCUGAGCCUAUGAACGCAACCCCACACCACUCAAAGGUCAAGGUCUCGAUAACACUAGCCGACCCCAUUUUCGUUGCGGGGGACUAUGUUGCAGGAAAGAUGGAGUUGGAAUGCAGGGCUGAUAAAGGGUUGGGCGUUGGCGUUAUUCUCGUCGAGCUGUUUGCAAUCCAAGAACUGAAUUCUCGAGAUCACUCGGCUACUUCGACUUUCCUACACAGCCGACGUCUGUUCCAAGGGCCAGGCCUGCCACCGUCGAAUGCUGUCCAUGCGCAUCCUCAGCCAGGUUACCCCGUACUACCCCCAACCUACUACCAAGCUCGACGAGGCCUGUCUACAUUCUUGUUCCGGAUCCCCAUUCCAGAAACUUCGCCAUCAUCCAUCAUCUUUGGCUCAGGUUUGGGCAGAGUACGCUAUGAGCUCCGUGCAAGCGUUGGCGUGGUAUGGAAGGGAGAGCGUAGGCUCGUUAUCGACACCCAGUCGCUCGACGUCGUCUCAGCUUUCCCUCAUGAACUCAUUGGCGUCAAGGAGCCGGAAGCAGUCAUCAUUGGCGAGAAUGGAAAGCUAUGGAUGCAGGGGAAGUUGGUUGGACCAGUCAUCAUCGCAGGGGAGAGCGCGUGUAUUGAGUUACAAGUGAAGAAUCACUCUAAUAAGAAGAACACUGGUUUAUCCUUGUCUUUGAACCGGACGUUGGUUCUUCCUGGCAGCAUAGGUGUUGGGAAACAGGCCAUGGAACUGACGGAUACACUCACUCAUGUUCCUUUCCGUGGUGCGGAAUACAUCAUUCCCCCAGGUGCAGAGGGUGUGGCCCACCUCGUUUUCGAUGUGCCAAAGCAGUCAAGAGGGGUCAGGGGCGGUAUUCUUGAUGGCGAUGACACUGACCCACCUCGAAGCACUGAAUCCCUCUUCGAAAUCCGUUGUUCCGUUGACGUCAAGAUGUCAAUGGGGUUCGGAAAUAAGGACCUUGUCCUUAGCAUCCCAGUCACAAUUGUACACCCAAGGGCUGUACCGCCGAACUUGCCCCUCCAUUCACAGCCUAUGCCUGUUAUUCCCUAUCCACCACCUCAGAACGUUUAUGCCAAUGUUGCACCAGUCUACCCACCGCCACAUCCUAUGACACCGCCAGUCCAUUCAUUACCUCCAUUCCUGGUCGAUCAUCAACAGAAUCAAGUCUGGUUGCCCCCACCUACGCCUAUACCCUUUCAAGGAUAUGCAGCCUACUCGCCACAACAUCAUCCUCACCAAUACCUUGUAUCUCCUGCACCGCAAGCCGUUCUGGUCCCGCCAAGCCACUACGGGCCAUGCAUCGCUCGACCAGUGAGCGCCGGAGGAAACGUUUCUGUUCCCGAUCCAUACAUGCUCCCAGCCUCCGGUCUCCCACUUACCUAUACCGGUAAUGCAGCAGUCAAUGGGCUCCCUUCCCCUACUGGUGCUGGUAACACCAGCAUACACAUGGAUGCUGAAGAAGGGAAGGGUCAACGUGCUUCUAGGAUUGCCCACCACCUGCGAAUGUCCUCACGGACACGUUCGGUCUCGCCACAAUCCCACCGAUUCCCGCUUGGGGCGCCAGUUAUCGAUUCUUUCGAACCAUCGACGCCAUUGCAAGACCCUGUAUCCGGGCGUCUACGUCAACUUCCUCAACCGCCCAGGACUUCAUCUGAGGUCGCUUUAGACAGGGUGGCCAACUUAUCGCUGUCCCCACCUCAGCGGCACGUCCACACCAUGGUUCACUCGCCCCGACCCCAGCUUACCCCGAAGCAUUCCUUCUACAACGAACGUCCGAAGAGCGAGAGGGUGGAAGUAUUAGAGAGGAUGGCCGAUGUUGUUGCUGCACAGCUCAAUGAUCUUUCUGGUGACAUUCCCAAGGACGACGUGAUUCAUGCCGCCAUGCCUGGUCCUGAUGGAAAGGACAAAUCAAAGGAGGCGGAGCUCAACAAGACCCUACCAGCUCCUCCAGUUCCUAGCCAGAAGCCUACCGCUGUCGCGUCCCCGCCAACUCGAGCGCCUUUGGAUAGUCUCUUCGAAGAUCCUAAACCCAAGUCUGCUCCGCUCCUAGAGCCCUCUGAUAAGGCCCCGCCCACGCCGACUCUAACUGCAAUAUUACCCAAGCGAGUUCCUCGGAGUAACAUCAACGACUUCCUCGCUCCCGACAACAGGGAAAGCGGUUUGGACGCUCUGGAAAGGCGGCUGCUCGCAGAAGUUGGGACACGGAAAUUCGACGAGAUGAAUCCUCACAAGGGCGACGACAAGCGACCAGGCAUUCGCGAUAUCAUGGGUGUUGGGCCAAUCGAUAUCCCCGUCAAGGCCAAGAGCCCUGAACCCUUGAACGACUCGGCCAUUUCGAGCUUGACGCUGGCUAACGACCAUCGGUCCGCUGAUGGUGACAAUGACGCUGCGGCGGAACAGGAUGACAAGGCUGAUUCGGAUUUGGAUGUAGAAGCCAAGACGCAUAGGGGGGCGAGGUCGAGGAGCGUCUCUGGGGACGAGCGGGGGAAGACGAUGAAGAGGGUACCGGUGGAGAAGGUUCAUCUCGAGGACGAUGCUCUUUGGGGUGUUCGAAGUAUCCACCGGCGUGAGGAAGCGGAUACGGCUCCGGCUGCGUCGACGCCAACCAAGCUGUCUGCUGGGAGUGGGAAGAGCAAGGACAAGGACAGGGAGAAGAAGGCCUCGGGGAGGAAGAAAGAUCGGGCCACCAAGGAGGAGAGGGCGAGGACAAAGACAGAGGCGAAGGGUCGUGUUGCAGCCUGGCUUGGUGGCAUUGUGCCUGACGAACCGCCUCAGGAGGAAAGCAUUCCUCCAAGUCCCAGCAUCGCUCGGCGACCUGAUUCAGUCUUGCGGGAAGCCAAAUCGACUGAGUUGCUUCCCAAUGAGGACAACGGCAAGGCAUUUGCUGGUCUACCAUCGCCAACUCUUCCACCCGUGUCUGCUGGUCAGGAUGGCGCGCUCAAGGAGAAAGAUGUUUCCUCCGCUCCUAACCCGCGUUCGUCUGGAUUCAUGCCGAUGCACACACUGAAACGGCAGCAACCUGUGAUAGAGAGGGAGAUGGCAGCUGUCGAGGAGGCGAAGAAGGUGGCUGACAUUUGGGGUGAAUCUUUGGGGACGAAUGAUCGCACUCCUGUUCCUCCAUCCAAACCUGCUCUACCGCCUAAACCUCUUGUGUCACUACCUCCUAAAGUGGUUCCUCAGUCUGUGCGGACUGACAGACGGGUAUCUCCGCCUUCCAGGAAGCCCGAGUUCGCGUCCGACAAGUCCAUAGCCAGGGACGAAAGCAAGCCCUUGAACGAUGUGGCGCCCAGGAACGGCUGGAAACUUCCCGAUCCGACACCAGCUGUCAAUACGGCUGCGACCACAAAGGCUAAAGCUACUUCGCCGCCACCUCCGCCUGCCAAACCCACUAACAUUAACGUCACGCGAAAGCCAUCUGCUCGAUUACCUCAAUUCCCGCCUUUGCCUGCCCGUAAACCUGAUCCGGAGGUUUCUUAUGAUGUUCGGUCUGCACGUGGGGGACGAGGGGGGCAGGUUACAUCUGUUGCUGCUUUGUGGGCUUCGGUUGCAGCCAACAACGGUGCUGCAAGUGGACCUCCCAUCAAGCCGAAACCUGAUGCCCUUGGUGGAAAACGCCUGUCGUCUGACCCUAGCCGUAAACCAGCAUCAACGACUGGACAGCAACCUCCCCGUCUUCCUGGCAAGAUCGCCUUACCGGGACUAGCAAAGGCCGAUUCGUCUGCUUCGACAGAUGCGAAGUCUCCACCGGUGCUUAAGCGACAAGUCUCUGCGCCCAAGCCUACGGUUCCGUCUGAUGAACCAUCUUCCAAGGCAGGACCUAUACCCGUGUCAAAGGUGGCUUCUUCAUCGGCGGUGAAGGUCGAGUCGUCAUCAGGGGGACCUACCAUCCCUUCACGCAGCAAGUCUACAGAAUUCACCAGGAAUCCUCCGACACGAGGGCUUUUCACGGGAGAUCUCAAAUCUCGAACCCCGGGUAAAACCACGCCCAACAAUCUUUCAACGCCUUCAGCAGGCGGCUCAUCGGAACCAAGGCUGUUGGUGGCAGCAGUUGGAGGUGCAGGGCCGAAGACCAACGCGAAACCUAUCAUCAAGUCUACAUCCGUCCCUGCCGUGAUUUCCUCUUCGCAUGCUGUCCCUGUUCUAUCUUCGACGGCUUCAUUAGCACGUCCUGCUGCGACACCCCGUCUUACGGCAGGCGUAGCCAAUCGGUCCCCAGAUAAACCGAAGACAGAUCGAACAGCGGUGAUACCGUCAAUAGUCACUGCCAAGUUGGGGUCGGUACCUGCACCAUCCCAUUCGUCGAGUGCGGCGCCCAAGUCACCACCACCUGACCUUGCGUUUGGGCAAGCGCGACUGAGGGAUCUGAUCAAGAAGUAUCAAUCGCAAGCGACCUGA
Coprinopsis cinerea okayama7#130 is the source of this 4604-nucleotide messenger RNA. RefSeq lists its product as hypothetical. Bases 180 to 4604 code for a protein of 1474 amino acids. The record is from RefSeq and is a predicted model, not a curated record. Lineage: Eukaryota; Fungi; Basidiomycota; Agaricomycetes; Agaricales; Psathyrellaceae. The transcript is spliced from 4 exons.